UACAAGAGCACAUGGUAAGUGUUAUUACCGCAAGCACUUCAGGGGCUUGAAACAUUCAUGUCAUAAUGGAGUUUCUGUUGAUUAUUCUUACUGACAUGCCUACCGACUUUAUUCAUCAUGACAAAUUAUUUGAUCUUUUGGCACGUGUUGGAGCACUCAUCAGGGAGGUAUCAACUCUUGUUCGCGACGUAGAAGAGCAAUCAAGGAAUAAAGAGAGUACGAAUGGAACAAAUCGUGCAGCUCUAGACUUGCUGAAAAAUAUUGAACUCCUCAAGGAAGAUCUCAAAUAUGUUUAUCUGAAAGCCCCGGACUCAUAUCAAUGUUGCUUCCCCAUGAAUGAUGGACCGCUCUUCAUGCAUCUUCUACUCAUCCACUUGAAUGAUCUGUUAGAUUCCAAUUCCUAUUCAAUUGCUUUGAUAAAGGAAGAAAUUGGAGUGUUGAAAGAAGACAUAGAAUUCAUAAGUUCGUCCUUUGUGAACAUUGAGCAACGAUUGUAUAAAGAUCUCUGGGCACGUGUUUUAGAUGUGGCAUAUAUGGCUAAAGAUGUCAUCGAUUCAAUUAUCGUAAGAGAUAAUGGUCUCGUACAUCUUAUUUUCUCACUUCCCAUCACAAUGAAAAAGAUCAGGCUUAUCAAAGAAGAUGUCUCCCGAUUACUGGAGAAGAUUCCCAAGAACAAGAGCCUCAUUGUUGUAAACUCUCGCAAGAAUCCCGUUGAAAGAAAGUCAUUAACAACUCGUAAAAUAAUUGUAGGCUUUAAGGAGGAGACAAACUGGUUAAUUAGUAAGCUCACCAGUGGACCGAAAGAUCUAGACGUCAUUUCAAUCACUGGUAUGCCGGGUUCGGGUAAAACUACUUUGGCAUACAAAGUAUACAAUGAUAUAUCAGUUUGUAGUCGUUUUGACCUUCGUGCAUGGUGCACAGUCGACCAAGAAUAUGACGAGAAGAAGUUGCUGGUGAAAAUUUUUAAUCAAGUUACUGGCUCGGAUUUGAACUUCAGUGAGGAUAUUGAUGUCGCUGAUAUGUUACGGAGACAACUGUUUGGAAAGAGGUACCUGAUUGUGUUAGAUGACGUGUGGGAUACUACUACAUGGGAUGAUUUAACAAGACCUUUCCCUGAUGUUGAGAAAGGAAGUAGAAUUAUUUUGACGACUCGACAAAAGGAAGUGGCUUUUCAUGGAAAGGGCAACACUAAUCCUCUUAAUCUUCGAUUGCUAGGUCCAGAAGAAUGUUGGGAGUUAAUAGAGAAAAGGGCAUUUGGAAAAGAGAGUUGCCCUGAUGAACCAUUGGAUGUUGGAAAAGAAAUAGCCGAAAAUUGUAAGGGACUUCCGUUGGUGGCUGAUCUGAUUGCUGGAGUCAUUGCAGGGAGGGAAAAGGAAAAGUCUGUGUGGCUUGAAGUUCGAAAUAAUUUGAAUUCCUUUAUUUUGAACAUUGAAGUGGAUGUGAUGAAGGUUAUAGAAUUAAGUUAUGACCAUUUACCACAUCACCUGAAGCCAUGUUUUCUCUACCUUGCAAGUUAUCCGAAGGACACAGCAGUGGAUAGAGAAAUUUUGAAAACGUAUUGGUGUGCGGAAGGGUUUGUUGAACAGACAGGGAUGAAGUGUUUGGAAGAAGAGAUGGAAAUUUAUUUGGAUAAAUUAGUUUCCAGUAGCUUGGUAAUUGCCUUCAGUGAGAUAGGUGAUUAUCGAUUUGCCAACUUCAUGAUCUUGUGCAUGACUUUUGUUUGAUAAAAGCAAGAGAGGAAAAGUUGUUUGGCUUCAUAAAUUCAAGUGAUCCAUCUUCUUCUUUUUCAGAUUUGAUGCCACGCAUAUUAAACAUUGAUUAUGAUAAGGAGCAUUUUGGGCCUAACAAUUUCGUCCUGCUCGAUUCAAAAAUGAAAAGUAAACACCUAUAUUCUUUGUGGAUAACUGGAGACAAGAUGGAAGAUCAUCUUUCUGAUUUAUCUCACCUAAGAGACUUGAGGCUUCUUAGAAUGUUACAACUGGAACCCUAUUUUAUGAUGGUGAAAGAUUCUUUGCUGAAUGAAAUAUGCAUGUUGAAUCAUUUGAGGUUCUUACACAUUGGGACAGAAGUUAAAUCUCUACCUUCAUCUUUGUCAAACCUCUGGAAUCUCGAAACCUUGUCGGUGUCUAACAAAAGAUCAACCUUGGUACUAUUACCGAGAAUUUGGGAUCUCGUAAAGUUGCGAGUUCUAGUAAUGGAUGCUUGUUCUUUCUUUGAUAUGGAUACCGAUGAACCAAUACUAAUAGUAGAGGUCUCAAUUUUAGAGAACUUGAGAUAUUUAGGGAAACUCAUGCUUUCUUAUUCGAAAGGAACAAAGGAUGUUUUAAAAAGGUUUCCCAAUCUUCAAAGUCUUGUAUUUGAUCUCAAGGAAUCAUGUGAUCAUUCAACUGAGCGAUAUUGGUUCCCAAAAUUAGAUUUCCUAACUGAACUAGAAUUCCUCAGAGUAGAUUUUGAAAAUUCAAACACUAAUGAUAGUGGGCCCUCUGGAUUUUCACUUCCCUUCCAAUUUGAAAAUAUUGUCAUUGUGGGACUUUCCUCUGACAUCCGAUUCACUAUCAACAAUAGCGAAACUGCCCAACCUUAAAGAGUUGUUCCUUAGGAGAACAAUCAUCGGGGAGGAAUGGAACAUGGGGGAGGAAGACACCUUUGAGAAUCUCAAAUUUUUGUAUUUGGAUGAAGUGACGCUUGCUAAGUGGGAGUUUGGAGAGGAAUCCUUUCCCGUGCUUGAGAAAUUAGAACUGUGGGGAUGUCAUAAGCUUACAGAGAUUCCGCCUAAUUUUGGGGAUAUUGGUUCAUUGAAAAUCAUCAAACUUGUAAAGAGCCCUCAACUUGAAGAUUCAGCUCUGGAGAUUACACAAUAUGUUGAAGAUAACACAGGAGUAGACAAGCUUCAGAUCCUUGGCCCGAAUGAUAUCCCGUUAUCUAAGACAGAUCCUGAGAACUUGGAAGGAUGAGAAGGAGAAGUUACUUUUGGAUAAAUAAUAAACAACUCAUUGAUCUGAGAACAUUGAAAGGAAUAGAACAUUGAAAACAAAUAACUCAUCGGUAAUAAAGCUAUCGAGAAAUCCCAAUGCAACAAGAAGUGGGAUAUUCGCGUGCAAAGAGUUUGAAUUGUGAUGCAGGGUGGUGGAAUUCACGUGCACCCUGAAUUAGCCACCGAUGAACAUUUGGAGUUGAGGGGCUGCUGUGUCUAAUGAUCAAUAAGUUCAGAUAGGUGCUAGCUGUACAACAUUUGGCCUCAUGUAAAACAUUGGUUGAAUUUUGUUACUGGGGCCUACUUUGCUGGCGUACAGGCUGAUCCUGACCGAGUUCAGAUAAAUGUGCAGUAUGCCACUAAAUGUCCACCAUAGCUACCAUUUGAAUCCCUGAUCUUGGUGCGUGGUUAUGUUGACGAAAUCGGUGUUGAGGAUAUUUCCACCUAUUGUAAGAACAACCUUAGGGCAUUUCCUUAUGCGCAAGAACCGAAUGUAUCCUUGACAGAGCGAGGCCUUGUAGCUAUCUCCGCGGGGUUCUCUAAGAUCCACUCAGUUCUAUACUUCUGCUGCAAAAUGACAAAUGCCACAGCAUCCUCUCCUUGGAGAUCAGAGACUGUUCCUUCGGGGACAAGGCUAGUGGUCAAUGCUGCAAGGCUGGAGACGAAGUGGUAUCUUUGGAUGUCUUCUUGUUCAGUAAGUUAUGGCGCGUGUUUGCUGCUAGCUCAGAGGUUUCCAAGGGUUAGGGUCAUCCAGACACUAGACCAGAAAGUUUCCCAAUCGAGAAACUCUUCAUAUACAGAACAGUGGCAGCAAGGAGGUUCGACAUGACUGAUUCCAUUUGGACUGUAGCAUCAACUUCAUAGAGAACCGGGUACUGAUCCAUGGUUCUCUAUAGGAGAGCUGCAGUUAUUAGUUCUAUAUUGAUCUUUCUCCGCACUUUUUUGCUUGAGCCCCUUGUGUAGGUUUAUCGUGCUGGUUGUAAUCGAUGGAACAUGGAAGUUUAUCAUGCUGGCUGUAAUCGACAGAACAUGGAAGCUAAAGGUCAUUGAAGAAGGCUUUAAGCUCAUACACUAUCAGUUGUAGUUCUUGUCUUGAAAUUCUAAAUAUGUAUUAACACAUUUGAAUCAAUCGCCGGCAUCAAUUGCCACCACCAUUAGCCACUAUUGUCAA
Capsicum annuum is the source of this 4145-nucleotide messenger RNA. Its product is annotated as putative late blight resistance protein homolog R1B-16. Gene Ontology annotation, molecular function: ADP binding. Bases 66 to 1724 code for a protein of 552 amino acids. Gene Ontology annotation, biological process: defense response to other organism. Lineage: Eukaryota; Viridiplantae; Streptophyta; Magnoliopsida; Solanales; Solanaceae. The transcript has 6 exons. The record is from RefSeq and is a predicted model, not a curated record.